Molecule: messenger RNA, 348 nt
Organism: Diatraea saccharalis (sugarcane borer)
Lineage: Eukaryota; Metazoa; Arthropoda; Insecta; Lepidoptera; Crambidae
Source: the annotation of a GenBank genome assembly
AUGGCCAAGAAUAACGGUGAGAAUCCUGUAGAAAAUCCAAGGAUGCGUCGAAUGGAUUGUUCAACAAAUCCAGAAACACCAAACGAAGCGUACAAAAAGCAGAGGGAGAGAAACAAUAUAGCCGCAAAGCAGAGCCGGCACCGAAGGAGUGAAGGAGAUGUAUCUCGGCCUUCAAGUGUCAAAGAUCCGGCGUGUGUACCGUCGGUACAAGUUUUCCCAGAUACAGUUGAGAGUUUCACGCAGUUAUCACCCUCUUCGAUGCAUGAAGCUGAAGCAUUAUACAAACCAUCAGCAUCAUUGCCGCCAAAGAAGUCUGACCAAUAUGACGUUGAGUCUUUGGAGUACUAG